GGUCAACAAGCCCACUGAGCAAUGGUGGGAGAUGGCAGUAGACGGGGCAUCUGGUCCUAAAGGAUACGGGGGUGGUAUCGUAUUUACCACCCCGAAAGGGUUCAAGAUCUACCAUGCAAUCGUCUUCAACUUUAAGCUGACGAACAAUGAGGCAAAAUAUGAAGCUCUAGCAGGAGGGCUCAAGCUGGCCCAAGCCCUGAAAAUCAGCCGGGUCAGUAUCAAAUCUGAAUCUAGUUUGAUCAUCGGGCAAGUAACCGGUAACAUGGAAGUCAGAGAAGGACGAAUGGCGCAGUACAAAGACCUUGUACUUGCUUUGCUGAAGGGCUUCGAAGAAUUCAAAAUCGCCCCAAUUCCCCGGGCAGAGAACGCGGAUGCAGACCUUCUUUCUAAAUUGACGCAGUAUGCUCCCGAGCAUGUUUCAAAACUUGCCCGGGUGGAAAUCCUGGAUCGAGCUAGCAUCGAAAAAUUGGAAGCCGCCGCUAUAAUAGCCGGAAGCCAAUCUAAUCGGUCAAACCUGGUCGGGGUGGACGACCAUUGGAUGUAUGAUGUAAUGGAAUUCUUAAUGGAUGGGAGCUUGCCUGAACAAGAGGACCGGGCAAGAAAAGUGAAGCUCAGGGCACCCCGAUUCAAGUACAGAAGCCCGAAGGACUCCGUCGUGGCCUCUGGAGUUGCCGUCAUCACCCAGGCAGCUUCAGCUCUAUUUUCUCCCACCCAUGCGGCUGCACAACCGGGAAAGCUUUCCUCCUUCAGCGCCAUCUCCUUUUUGGCUUCGGAGACCUCAUCCAUCAGCCGGCUAUUCUCCUCCUUCAGCUGGGAGAUCUCGGCCUUCAUUGUCCCGGCUUCGGCAGACAGCCUGAUCAACUCGUCUGCUUAGCUCUUCAGGAUAAGAGCCAUUUCCGCCUUCUCCUUCUUCAGCCGGGCAAACUCCGAGGGAGAGCCCAUCCCUAGUUGUUCAACCGUAUGGGGCCCAAUCUCCCCUGCCUGCACGUGAAAACACCCCGGUUAGACUCUCAUUAAAAGGAGAAAAUUUAG
This is a messenger RNA of Cuscuta campestris, 1032 nucleotides long. The record is from the annotation of a GenBank genome assembly. Lineage: Eukaryota; Viridiplantae; Streptophyta; Magnoliopsida; Solanales; Convolvulaceae.